AUGCCUCCUAAGAAGCCGGCCAAGGCAGCUCCUAAGGAGGUUCUGGAUCCACUGGUGCUACCCAAGCAUGCGGAGUCAUCUCCUCAGGCUAAUGCACCGGUUGAGGAUGCGCUUUUGACUCCUCAUCAACCUUCUACGGAACGACCUCUGUCGCUGGAUGCUGACCCGAUCCAGCCAUCCUUGCAUGAUCGGCUGUCAGCGCUCAAGGUUAACGGGCUCAAGGAUGAGGCUGGGAAGUCGACAGCUGAUAACGCUGCAGCGGUACACUCCCCGUUACCGGUCUCCUCUCCGUCGCAGCAGGAUGUGGACCCUGAUGCUGACCCUGCGACAGAAGAGGAAGAGGAUGGUUAUCUCAGCGACGAUCCUGACGAGGAAGCAGAUCCUGAGUCGUUGAGCAUUGUGGCUGCUAAGCUUAAGUUCACGCUAACACUUCUGAUUCCUUUCAGGCAUGAAGCAGAAGUGCCUAGGACAGCAGACUCUGUUGCUGCUCACCUUGAUGACUGGAAGGAGGUUCUCUCGGCGGAAGCAUUAACUACCACGAAGUAUCAGAAACUCACGCCGGCUUACCUGUCCAAGACGCGUUAUGGUCGCUUGCAAGUGGUUUUCACUUCGGAGGACGAUGCAUACUUUGUCAAGCAGCGGAAGAUCGAGCAUGUCACGCUGAAGGGAGAAGUUCUGGAGCUGAGGUGGCAGUUCCCGGAAGAUUCCACGUACAUCCAUCUGCGCGCGCUGCAUCCGGAGGCGAUUGAAGUUGUUCUGAAAAGUGUACCGGCUGAGGUGACUUCGGACAUCAUCGCGAGCCUGCUGGCGGAGGUGAAGCUGAUUAAGAGGGGGAAGACUGCAUACAAGGAGGCCUUAGGUUUUCACCGCGUCCAGGAUCCAGUGACAGGCCUGGAUACGGACAAGGAUGCGUGCGACAAGGCGCACGGCUCCAGUUUCGAACUUGCUGCUGCUCAUGCUGCGUCCAUCCGUCACAAGACGAACCGCAACAAGGCAGGUGCUGCUACCCGCGCGAGCAAAGGCGCGCUUGCUGCUGCUGCGUUGAAGAAGGAGUUUUUCAAGUGA
Closterium sp. Naga37s-1 is the source of this 1065-nucleotide messenger RNA. The record is from the annotation of a GenBank genome assembly. Lineage: Eukaryota; Viridiplantae; Streptophyta; Zygnematophyceae; Desmidiales; Closteriaceae.